Molecule: messenger RNA, 2362 nt
Organism: Sceloporus undulatus (fence lizard)
Lineage: Eukaryota; Metazoa; Chordata; Lepidosauria; Squamata; Phrynosomatidae
Gene: PRNP
Product: prion protein
Exons: 2
Coding region: 179-925 (248 amino acids)
Biological process (GO): protein homooligomerization
Cellular component (GO): membrane
Source: RefSeq, a predicted model, not a curated record
CGGCCAGUAGCUGAGCAGAGAGCCAGGAUCCUCCUCCUCCUUCUGGCCUGAUUCCUUCCCUCCUUCCCUGCCUCCCUCCCUUCGCCCUGGAUUCCAAUCCGAGCCUUUAGCAGAGCGGAGCUUCUGCUCUCCUCGGCCUUGAGGGGCUUUGACAUCAGAAGGAACCCGAAGAACAGCCAUGAUGGGGAAGUACCUGAUGACUUGUUGGCUUGCUGUUUUCCUUCUCCUGCUGCAGAGUGAUGUGUCUCUUUCCAAAAAGAAGCCCAAACCCAGUGGUGGCGGCUGGAAUACAGGGGGACAGCGUCAACCUGGAUAUCCCCAGCAGCCUGGAUAUCCCCGCAAUCCUGGCUACCCACAAGGUGGCUAUCCUCAACAACCUGGUUAUCCCCCACGGGGUAAUCCUGGCUACCCACAACAACCUGGGUAUGGUGGCGGCUAUGGUGGAGGCUAUGGAGGAGGCUAUGGAGGGGGUUAUGGGGCCAAGCCAUGGAAGCCAAAGCCACCCAAGCCCAAAAUGAAGCACAUGGCAGGAGCAGCUAUCGGAGGGGCUGCAGUGGGAGCCCUUGGUGGCUACCUCUUAGGCAGAUCCAUGUCCAAUAUGCAGUUCGGCUUUAACAACCCGAAUGAGGAACGUUGGUGGUACCAAAACCGCGACCGUUAUUCAGACCAAGUAUACCAUCCACCCUACGACCCAUCUGUUUCGAGGGAAGUCUUUGUAAGAGACUGCAUGAAUGUCACAGUGACGGAAUACAUACAGCCCACUGGCAAUCAAACCGUAGAUGACAUGGAAAAGAAAGUUGUGCCACUUGUGGUGCGUGAAAUGUGUACAGAACAAUACCGGUUGCUCUCAGGGGUUGCUCUCCUUCUUGCCAACCCUUCCCUGGUCUUCCUCAUCACCUUAACCAUGUGUUUCCUCAUACACUGAGGUUCUCGGAGAUUGUACUCCUUAAGCCUCCAUUUUGCCAGAGUACCAAUGGUGGGGAAGAAAGGGGAUCUACAGAAAGCAAUGGUUUUGUGGGGGGAUACAGUCUUGAUUGUGCACCUCUUUGGUGGAAUAUCUUUAAGAGCUAUCACAGUUGCUAUGUAUUAAUUCCACCACACACCAACAUUUUACAGCCAUCUUUGUUUCUGUUUUUAGUGUUACAACAAUAUUGGUAGGGAAAGAAGACAAGGAAUUAUUUUGAUACAAAAGAGUUUUUAAAAAACCCUAUCCAUCCAUCUUCAUAAAUCACUGAGCUUAAUUUCAUGCAAAAUAUGUAUACGGACAUUAUUCCAUGAGCUGAAGCAUGGGUUUGGGUGGUUUUUUUGCAUAUUCUUGCUCCUAUUACUUUGUUCCAAAGAUAAUAGUUUUAUGAUGGAGCAAGACAUUUCUCAUGAUAUAGAAGACUGAUUCUGAAAGUCAGAAAGACUUUCCAGUAGUUGUCUACCUUCACUGAGAGUGGUUUCCAGUGUGAUAAGCAGAGGGCAGAAAGCACAAGUGGAAAUUGUAGGGAUUGUAGGAGUUGUAAUAAAAAACAUCUGGAGGGCACCAGGUUGUCUAUUCCUAAACUAGUGUCACAUUCAGAAAUUUUAGAUGUCACCAUGGGGAGGAAGAAAAUAUGUGAAUAUUCCUCUUUAUGUAAUAUUAAAAAGUGCAAAGAACUUUCUUUCAUGUAAUCUGCCUAUAGGUGAGGCUCCCAAAAAAUCAGAAAGAUUAAUUAAUUAAUUAAAAGAAACUGAUUCCCAUGUUACAUAACACAUAAACCUUUUCUGCUAUUUUCAGCCAGGUAGGAUUCCAAAGUGACAAAAAAUGGCAGCUGGAAGGUAAUUUUGCCAAAGAAAAUAUCUGUACUCUGGAUAGAAUACAGAUGCUCUAUAGAUCCUUGUGCUAUGGAGAUCUAGGCAGUUAGACAGACUAGAACAUCCCACAUAAAUAUACUUAUUAUUUAUAUAUUGAGGCAGAAUUGGUCUCACAUUGAGGGAGGGAGCCAUGCGAACAAUCUCUUGGUCCGGUAAACUCAUCCAUCAUGUGCUAUUCAUGGCACCCCAAAUAUUUAUUGUCUCUUUUUGGCGAAGGGAAACCUAAAUAUCCUUUUCAUUAAUGUAUUGUUGCUAGGCUCAUUUGAGGAAAGGAAACUCCCUUGAAAAGUUAUUGGUUGUCAUAAUAGCACUUUGGGACCAAAUCCUAAGAGCUAUUAUAUAAAAAGAAAAUCAGUUCAUUUAAGAUGCUGCAGAAGAGUACUGAGGAAACUGUGGAUAACCAAAAAGACAAACAAAUGGCUCCUUGAAAAGAUCAAGCCGGAAAUCUCCCUGGAAGCCAAGAAGAUUAAGUUGAGGCUGUCAUAUUAUGACCACACCAUGAGAAGGCAUGACUCAUUGGAAA